This is a messenger RNA of Dovyalis caffra, 606 nucleotides long. Lineage: Eukaryota; Viridiplantae; Streptophyta; Magnoliopsida; Malpighiales; Salicaceae. The record is from the annotation of a GenBank genome assembly.
AUGGCAUCUGCAAUCCUGAAGCGCACAGGCCCUUCUCUGUUCAAGUCAGCGACGGAUAGUCUCGGAAUCGGAGGAUCAUGGAGGUCCUAUGCGAAGGUUGCAGUUGGGACUGACAUAGUCUCGGCUGCACCUGAUGUUUCCCUCCAAAAAGCUCGGACCUGGGACGAAGGUGUUUCCUCAAAGUUUUCAACGACACCAAUAAAAGACAUUUUCAAGGGCAAGAAAGUUGUCAUCUUUGGUCUCCCUGGUGCAUACACAGGGGUUUGUUCGCAGCAGCACGUGCCUAGUUACAAAAACGUAAUUGAUAAGUUCAAGGCUAAAGGGAUUGAUUCUGUCAUAUGUGUGGCUGUUAAUGAUCCAUAUACUAUGAAUGCUUGGGCAGAGAAACUUCAAGCUAAAGAUGCUAUUGAAUUUUAUGGGGACUUUGAUGGGAGCCUUCACAAGAGCUUGGAGUUAGAUAAAGAUCUCUCUGUCGCUUUGCUAGGAAGUCGCUCUGAAAGAUGGUCCGCAUAUGUGGAAGAUGGAAAGGUGAAGGUUUUAAAUGUGGAGGAAGCUCCGUCUGACUUCAAGGUUUCUGGCGGGGAAGUCAUACUGGGACAAAUUUAA